Botrytis porri is the source of this 729-nucleotide messenger RNA. RefSeq lists its product as uncharacterized. The transcript is spliced from 3 exons. NCBI's taxonomy places the organism in Eukaryota, Fungi, Ascomycota, Leotiomycetes, Helotiales, Sclerotiniaceae. Bases 1 to 729 code for a protein of 242 amino acids. The record is from RefSeq and is a predicted model, not a curated record.
AUGUCCGAUAGUCCAUUAUCAAUUGCUGCUAGUAUCACAGGUUUGCUUACCUUUGUUGCAGCUGUCAUUGCUGCUUUCUAUGCACAUGCUCUCGGUCUUCGUGAUGCCGUUGAUACACAAGCCGAAAUAUCUAGUGCAUUAGAUAAAAUAUGUCUUCUCGAAACGGAGACUGAUAUGUUGAAUAAUGCAUAUUUAGCUUCACUCAUUCGUCAACCAGAUCGAAAAUAUGGUGCUGGCGAUUUCAAGUAUUUUCAGGGACUUUAUGUCCAAUCAUUAGAACGGAUGAGAAUCAUGGACAGAGAUUUAAGGACGAGUGCCGAAUUCGUAACUAAGGGUGAUGGAUAUGGUAGGAUGUCCAGAGUGAAAAGAAAGGCUACUUGGAUGGGAUCAAGAGCUCGUAUCCAAAGAGAUAUCGAUGAGAGGAAAACCGAGAGCAUAAGGAUCUUUCAAAUCCAACUUGCCAUGUUAUCAGCGAAAAUUGAUGAGCUAUCUUAUCAUCAAAACGAUCAUAACGCCACCUGCAAUGUCAUGCUGGCCGAUAUGGGAGACUUGUCAAAUGGCAUGAUGAAACUACCUCUGACACCACCAUCCCCUACACUUUCUACUUCCUUUCUUGAUCGACCAAAGAUCAAUAAUCAUGCAGAGAUUCCAGCUGUGCCAAGUCACUACCACACGCCAUCAAAAACGUCCGAACUAGCUCCACUUAUUUCACUUCCAUUGAGAGUAUAA